Molecule: messenger RNA, 4916 nt
Organism: Pomacea canaliculata
Lineage: Eukaryota; Metazoa; Mollusca; Gastropoda; Architaenioglossa; Ampullariidae
Product: protein BANP-like
Exons: 11
Coding region: 123-1385 (420 amino acids)
Biological process (GO): protein localization to nucleus; negative regulation of protein catabolic process
Molecular function (GO): DNA binding
Source: RefSeq, a predicted model, not a curated record
AAAGAGUUCAUUCUCGCAGUUUACCGUUCCGGUAACGCCAUUAUCGUUCUCGAGACACGACGUGAUUUCAUGUAAAAAUUCGAGUUUAGGAGCGCCAAGAGGGAUACUUCGUAAUUAAGAAAAUGACAACAGAAGAUGUGGAUGAUUUGCAAGCUCACCUGCAACAUCAAGACACAGGUGUGGUUACAAUUCAAGCUGCGCCAAUAGUUGCUGCUUUGGCAACACAGGUACAUGUCGAUGGAACAACAGCUAUUAUACAAGAUAUUUGCUUUGAUACAGACGGCUGUAGUGAACCAGAAGCCAAGAGGAUGAAGCUGGAUGAGGAGUUUAGUACAGAACAGUCCAUCAAGCAAAUUCUGUUCAAUAUAAACAAGGCCAUCUGCCUUCGGCUUGACAGCAUGGAGAAUAAACUGGAGGGAUUCUCUAAGCGCAUGCUGGCUGUGGAGGAGAAGGUAGAGGCUCUACUCAAUGUCUCUCGUCAGCAAAGCUCCAUGAUUUCACAAAAUACAUCACGGCGAGGUGCAGUCAUCGUUGGGCUUCCACAGAAUGGUACAAAAAUAGAGCCUGGAGGCAGUCCAGGUAGCAUGAGCUCAGAUGGGAUUCACAGUCUUGGGCCCAAUGUGACGCUCAUCACUCUCAAUACAGAAGAUGAUUUUCCUGAUGGUACUUGGCUAGGAGAUGAGAACAAUCCAGAAGUGAGGGUGCGAGUCCACAUCAAGCCGAGUGACUUGCUGCACAUCCAUUCUAACUGCCGCACACCCGAAAAAAUGGCGCUGACACUUCUAGAUUACCUGUUUGACCGGGGCGUGCAGGCAGACUCUAAUCUUUCAGGAAUGGGAAAGCACGGCAAGAAACAGCUGGACCCUCUCAUGAUUUAUGGAAUACGAUGUCACCUGAUUCACAGGUUUGGGAUCACUGAAAAUGACUGGCACCGCAUCAAGCAGAAUAUUGAUUCCAAAUGUCGCACCGCCUGGCGCAGACGUCAGCGGGGCAUGCCAUUGUCUGUAAAAGCCUUUCGUGGAAAGGCCCCAGCAUCAUAUGUCAACAUCACCAACCACAUGGGCGAGCUGGUCAGUGAUGAUGACUCCCUUAGCCAGGAUGGUGAGCUUCAUAUCCACCAGGCGGACAUCCAAGCAGCAGUGGCCAUGACUGGAGAUGGAACUCACCAAGGAGAAAUUCAGAUCCUGCAUGCUACACCAGAACAGAUAUCCCAGCUGCAGCAGGCACAUCACAUACAGAUUCUGUCUGGAGAUCAGGUUAUAGGGCAAAUUCAGCAAGGGGACCUAACCCUACAGGAUGGUGUUCAUGUUGCCACAGUAACCACAGAAACUGGAGAAGUGUUACAGAUCCAACACAAUGCUGUAGUAGCUGAUGUGCAAGAAUGACCACACAGUAUUGCCUUUGUGUGAAAUUGAAGACUGUGUGUGCAUGUGAAAGUGAGCCAGUGAGAGAAAGCAUGCUGACAUGUUCAUGAUAGUACAUAGCAUCACAUCUACAUGGCAUUUUAGAUCAAAUUAUUGUUGUUUUAUUAUUAUUACUAUUAUUAUUAUAGUAAAUAGGACAUUUUAUAGAAAUCGGGAUUUGAAGAUUGCCCAAAAAUGCAGCUUACGUGUCAGUGAAAAUGGCAGAUCUUCACUUCAUCUGCCCUGCCUGAGAAUUCAUCUUAGUGCUUGAUGGAGGAGUUCAUAUCAUCCCCUUCCAUUUAAAAGCUGAAGAAAGUGUGUGCUGCUCUGAGGAUCUCAUAUUGUCUGCUUCAUUCUGUUUUUGAGUUGGAUCAGGUGUUAGAAUUGCAAUGAUUGGGGGAUACAAAAAACUUGCUUCGGUCAGGGCCCAUGUUGCUGUCACUUUUUAGUCUCCUAAUGUACAGUGGAUCAUUGGGCAUGGCUGCUUUAUAACUUACUGUUAGCAAGUAGAGUCUGGAACUAAAGCCUUGUGCACUGAUACAACUUGGUCCUGGUAGUUUAACAGCACAACCAGUCUCUCUCACACGUACACAAACAUGCAGAGAUUAGCAAAUUCUUUAAAAUCUAGCUGUUAAAAAUAACAUGGCUUUCAAAACUGUUGAGCAUUUUCAAACUUUGUGAACAAAAACUCGUUAAAUAUAUAGAGACAUAUUUUGUGCUCCACAAAUGAGAGAUGUCAAAUGCCCUUUCUUCUUUGUACUGUACCAGAUGACAUGACUAUAUGGAGAUCACUCUCUAGCUACCUCAAAUCCAGGUGUCCAAACCAUGCUACAUGGUAGGACUAAACAAAGCUCAACCCCCACCUGACACAUCAGUGAGCAUUUUACUCCAGUUUUUGCCUGCCUCUGACUGUGUUUGGUCGUGCGGUGGCUACCUCACCCUUUGAAGUGCUAUGGAUUUACCAUGUACGUUGUGUGGUGCGGCUAAGUCCCCAGCAAAUUUGUGUGGAAGGUUUUUCAACUGUCUGCCAUGUUCCGCCAAUCUGCCGUGUGACAUCUGCCAAGGUUGGUCCGAGGACAAGUGGAUGCAGGUGGUUUGUGACUAACCGAGAUGGGAUAGAACUCUGUGCUUCAUUAAAUCUUGCUUCUUAGAAAAACAUAAGCAGAGAAAAAGUAAGGUUAGAUGGCCGGAAACAUGCUGUUCCCCAAAUGCAGAGGUAAGCAUGUUGCUGCAGUGUGGUGGGGAAACGGAGCAGGUCGGAGCGGCAGCUCAAACCUGUGGUGUUACCUCCACCCCUUUCCCUUCCUUUGGGUCCAGGUCAGGGCAGCCCGGUAAAGCAGACAAGCGGAACAGCCUUUCCUUUUCUGAUGGCGCCGCUGCCAGGAUUGCUGGCGGUAGGUUCUAAGUUUUACACAGGGUACCUUUCUUUUUUCCUAUGCAGUGGAUUCUGUUUCCUUUACCGCAAGCCCACAAUACACACCCUCUUCUCCAUGUUCUGACUCUCCUGAGUGAGCAAACGGCUUAGUGCAGGUCAGACACCACGGGUGCCUGGGCAGGGGAGAUGGGGUCAGUCUCCCUCAUGGGGGACAGGGUAAUACAAAUUAGUGGUAAUUUGAUUAUCCAGUUUCUUUCAUAAUAUGAAGAACUUUUCCUGUUCCUCCACCAGAGAGAAGAUCUGGUCCUUCACAAAAUACAUGGAGAGAUGCUGAAGUUGACUAUAAGACUACUUGCACACUUUCAGAAACCUAAAGCCAUACCUGAGCAAAUAUCUGUUCUCCAGAAGCUUAACUGCAAGCAUGACACUUACUUUCAGAUACAAAUAUAGCUGUCUGAGUUUCCUCUAGAGUAGGAUGAUAAACCUUGGGCGACAGAUUUUGCCAGCCUGAAUGUCCAAGUCUCUGAGGAGAAUUGGAGAGGGAUUGAAGAGUGAAGGUAUAUUUCUCAUAUAAAAAGAAAAUCUGCCUUAACCAAUAAUUGCUGUUGCAUUUCAGCAUUCUGGAUCCUUGUGUGAGGAAACAAAGUACACUUUUAAUUGUACACUGUAUGUAGUUGCAGUCAAGUUGUCAGCGGAGUAGAGAAGGGUAUGCUGUACAUGGAACUGAGUAUAUCACAGCCCCAUCCAACAUGUCAGGUGUGGGGUUGGGAGGGUGCUGAGAUUUGUUUAGACCUACUGUGUUGCAUGGGUUUGAGGUAGCUAGAGGGUGAUCUCUACAUAGUCAUGUCAUAUGUUAAGUACUCAAAGAAAUUUUACCACCAAAAAUGGUAUUUUCAAAGAAAUCCACAUAAAGGCAGCAGAGUGGUGCACUGAGUAAGGUAUCCAUGCCUGCAGGUAAUAUCUGUGGUGUAAAGUAGUAUUAUUGUUGGAAAAUCCUAACCCCAUUUACCCUAGUGGGUGUUGGCCAGUAUAAAGAAUAUAUAUAUAUGUCAAAAUAUUUUCAUGUUCAACUUUUCUAGGGUAAGAGCGGUCAUCAGACGUAGAGAUAGGGGUGUAUUUAAACAUCAGUAUUGGAGUUCACUGUUGUCAUGUUGCUUUUUUAAUUUAUUUGUUUAUAUUAUUGUUUUUUGCUUUGUUCAUUUGUAAAUUUCCGAAUAGUUAUUUCCUAUAUCUCGGAUAUAGAUUUCCCUAGAGUUCAGGAUGUACAAGAACAUUUCACAUGGUAUAAGAAAAGACAAGAACGUUUCACAUUUUACAAGUAGAGACAAGAUUUCUUUUAAGCUUGGAAGCACUCUUGAGAGACUGUAUUUGAUGCCCCAGUCAGCGCUGAGAUGUCUGGCUGUGCAGAGCUAGUUGUUAACACCUAGGUUGAAGUAGCUGUUAUGUUCUCCACACCCACCCCACUCACCCCUUCCAAGGAAAAAAACAUGAAAAAAAUUAGUUUAUUUAAGACCUGAAUAACACUCUGGAUGAACCAUUCUUAUACAAAAUUCUUAGCUUGAGUAAUGCUUAGGGUUACUGCAAGGAUUUUAUGUGCUGUAUACAGUUGUACCCCCGCCCCCCCCCCCCCCACAAAAAUAAACAAAACAGGCAGAAAAAUCUCACGGUGAUAUUAAUAAAGAGUAUGGUGUCACUUCUUCAUGGGCUGAAGUGCAAGGGAUGGGAGUUCUCAGGAUUCUAGUGUAAUAAGCAACUUGGUGCCAUGUACUAUAGGGGAGAUUUGAAAGUAUUAGCAGGGUUUGAAUGCAGCUGUUUGUGUCUGUUAGCAGAAUGUGUUGGCUCAAGAGAUUUCUCGCAAAUUAUAUGAUGUCUCAUGUACAAAAUACUCUUUAUACAAGCAGCAUGUCUGUGUUACAAAUCUGAGGAGAAAAGCAAGAAAGAAAAAUGUAAUUGUGUCCUUUUGUUUUAGUGAAUUGUUGCAAGUACUUUUGCAAGUAUGAACAUUGGAGGCCCUUGAAUUUGGAUUUAGAAUAUUUGAUUUUACUGAAAUCCUUCUUUUAUAAUGCAGCAAAAACUAUGUUGAUAUUUUCCAAUGAUGGUAUUGCACAGAAAAUAAAAUGUUGAUGAUGAAAAAGAAA